UUUGUUUUUAACUAUCUUGUAGAAUAAUACACAAAUUUGUAAGUUAUAACUAAAAAAAUUAAGUGCAAAGUAAACCAAAAAUACUAAUAUGAAGAUCUCAAAUAUAUUAUCCAAAUUUUGUGUUUUAUUUUUUAUUGACAUUUUUGUGUCCAGUUUAAUAAAAGAUGUACAUUCAUCAAGAGUAUUGGAACUUAGUGAUGGGUUUAUAGAAAUGAAAAAUGAUGGACAUUGGUUCAUAAUGUUUUAUGCUCCAUGGUGUGGUCAUUGUAAAAAGCUAGAACCUAUUUGGCGUCAUGUUGCUCAAGCAUUACACCAUUCUGAUAUAAGAGUUGGAAAAAUCGAUUGUACUAGAUAUAAAAGAGUGGUUUCUGAGUUUGGAUUAUCAGGAUAUCCUACUAUUAUAUUCUUUAGAGAUAGAGAAGGUGAAUUUCAUUUCAAUAGUGAACGAACUACUGAAGAGAUGGUUCAUUUUGCAAAACGAUUGGCUCGUCCACCAGUUCAAGAAGUCACUGAUAGUAAAGACAUUGAAAUGCUCAAGCAGUCAAAGAAAAACUUCUUUAUGUAUAUUGGAAAAAGCAUUGGUCAUACUUGGGAUCUUUUUUAUGAUUUGGCAAAACAAUAUCAAGCUCAUUCUUAUUUUUAUAUAACACCGGAAGUAAUUGGAAAACAGCACUUUAUAUUUGGAGAAUCUCCUGCAGUAGUUGUUUAUAAAGAAGAAAAACAUUACUCUUUUAAUGCCGAUGAAUGGGAUAUGGAUUACAAUACAAGUUUAACCCAAUGGAUAAACACAGAAAGAUUCGAUACUUUUGUAAAAGUGACUCGUUCAAAUAUUCACCAUAUGUUAGAAACUAAUAAGUAUUUAGUUUUAGCAUUAGUAGAAGAGAAUAAAAUUGAAAAACUGCCACCACAUCAUUCUGAAUUUCUUCAAAUGGUAGAAUCAGUUAUCAUUAAAAACAGAGAACGUUUUCAUAGAGACUUUCAAUUUGGUUGGAUUGGUUCACCAGACUUUGCCAAUGCUAUCACUUUAUCUGAUGUUACUUUACCAUCAUUAAUUAUAUAUAAUUCGACUACUAGACAUCAUCAUUUUCCUGAAGAAAACUCUCAUGAACUUACUCCUGAAUCAAUUACUUUAUUUCUAGAAGCUGUAAGAAAUCAAUCAGUCAAGGCAUAUGGAGGAAGUGGUAUUUUAACACAAAUGUACAGGGUAUAUUAUGAAACCAAGACAUCAUUAUUAAAUAUUUGGUCGAGUAACCCUGCUGUUGCUAGUGUCUUAUUUGGAUUACCAUUGGGUUUCCUAAUGUUAAUUUGCUACUCGACGUGUUGUACAGAUAUUAUGGAUGCUAGUGAUGAUGAUGAAGAUAUUGAGGAUUUGCACCAUGAGAAGAAAGAAUAAGCUAUGCAGCCUUCAAAAGUUAAAAAAUUUUAAUUGAAAAAAUUCCAGAAGUUAAAUUAUUAUUUGUAAUGUAAAUAUGUAUUUAUUU
Messenger RNA from Sipha flava (yellow sugarcane aphid), 1481 nucleotides. It is a transcript of the gene Tmx3, whose product is annotated as protein disulfide-isomerase TMX3. Gene Ontology annotation, molecular function: protein disulfide isomerase activity. The transcript has 12 exons. Gene Ontology annotation, biological process: peptidyl-cysteine oxidation. Gene Ontology annotation, cellular component: endoplasmic reticulum. NCBI's taxonomy places the organism in Eukaryota, Metazoa, Arthropoda, Insecta, Hemiptera, Aphididae. The coding region runs from base 89 to 1393 and encodes 434 amino acids. The record is from RefSeq and is a predicted model, not a curated record.